UUACAUUUCCCGUGUAUUUGACCCUUUUACGUUGUUGCACUGCGUGAUUGCCCGUUAUUAUUGAAGUAGGAAAACGAUUAGGUUGCUACAUUUCAUUACCCCCUUUCAGGCAGGAAUGUGGCUCAUCGAAUUGGCUACUCAUGAAAGAGAGGAAACGUGCUGUAGCAAAGAAAGGACUGCUUAUGAGACAAAUAUAUUUGCAUCGAUUUACAAGUGGCUAAAUUCGCAUCAUUGAACUGCAGCGUGCACCUAAAAGCAAUGCUACCCCAAUGGAAUCAGAAAUUAUCACCUUCUUGAAAUUACUUACAUUUUGAAACAAACUGUUGAAUUGCACGUCAAAGCUGGCACUCAAAUGCGUUGUUUAGCCUACACAAUAUUUGAUGAUACUGAAAAACGAUAUGUCUUAUUUAAUUAUGUUUUUAAUACAUGUGUGUUUGUGUGAUAGUGAUGCUUUACCCCUGCUUACCCCAAUGUUGAGUUAGGAAGGGGUGGGGUAAGCGUUUUCUUGGUGUGUUCCAUAGGGUAAGAAUCAGGGUGUCAGUGUGCUCCCCUCCUCCUCCUCCAGACAUUCUCUUGUUCUCACCAUGUUUGUUUUUUUACCAGUGGUUUGUAGUGAUUGUGUGCCCAAGUUGAUUUGUCUGUAUGUGGCAAAACUGUCCAUUGAUGUCUAGAUUUGAAGCUUGACCCCUUCAUGCUGAAUCUCAUGGAAUUUGAUGUACUUGACGGUGUGAUUGCUGGUCUGAUUGAUAUGAUUGUGCUUCUGACAUUUUAAACUUUCCAAACAUAUUAGUAGGUGUGCAUUGGUCUACACCACAUCAAGGCUACAGCUCAGUGGAAUGUUCAAGAACUCGUAUAGUCCCUACCCCCUGCCUAAAUCAUGUAUUCUAGACAGGUACCAACCCCUAGGGCUCUCCUCUGGGAAUCACACCAACAGUAUACCAUCAUUUAGACUGUCUAGUCAUACAUAUUUCUGGAAGUAGUGAUGACAAACCUAGAGGGCUUCUAGUCAUAUGUGUUUUUCUGUGUAUUUGUUUGCGUUAGUUGCAGACAUGCAGUACAAUCAAUGCAUGCCAGUUUUUUUUAAUAGGAACAUAAUAUGUCGCCACUCCAUGCGUUUUAGUACUGACCAUGUAGUAGGAACUGUAGUCAAAGAUUAUUUUAUAACUAACCCAAGAUGGACCACAGCCUAUUUCCAAUAGGCGCAAAUGAUUCAUAGUAGGCAGAACAAGCAAGGAGGUGGGUAGAGCCAAGCACGAGCUAGUGAGAUCCUAUUGGCGCGUUCUAGCAUGUAUUUGCAUGUUUCUGUUAGGGAAAGCCUACUCUGAAGUGCGCAUGCAAUAACUCAUUUUGUCCUGAUCAGAAUUUAAAACUUUGGCAAGGAUAAAGUUUUCAAAGCUUAGUCCAUUCUGUUUGUAACAGAUUGUAGUUUUGGUCACAGAACUGUAUUGAGAUCAAAUGUUUUAUAGAUGAGAAAAUAAGCAGAAUGUCGGCCAAAAUCCAUCUCGCUCCAUCUUCUCCCACUGCCGACCACUGGUCUUCCUCUGGUCACCAUAUUUGGUGCUCUGUUGACAAGGAACCCGCUGGUUCCACUGCCUUCUCCCAGCCUGAAAAUGAGUGAGCCUACCGCUACAGAACCCCCUAGUGAUGUGACCCCCAGUGUUACUACUGGUGUUACCACUGAAGGUGUAGACCAACUUUCUACUAAUGCAAACGAGCCCCCCAAGGAAGAGGUCAAGUUGGCGGCAACAGCAGGGAAGAAGCAGACCAAGAAGAAAGUGGAGGAGGUGGUAGAGGAAGAGGAGGAGGAAUAUGUGGUGGAGAAGGUGCUGGACCGACGGGUGGUAAAGGGACGCGUGGAGUUUCUGCUCAAAUGGAAAGGCUUCUCAGAUGAGGACAAUACAUGGGAACCGCAGGACAAUCUGGAUUGCCCUGACCUGAUUGCGGAGUACAUGCAGAAUCAUCAUAACAAAAAAGAAAGUUUCAAGAAAGAGUCUGGUGGCAAGAGGAAAGCUGGCGAGUCUGACACAGAGGCAGGGGGUGAAGAAGGCAGACCCAAGAAGAGGAAAGAUGAGGCAGAGAAGCCCAGAGGCUUUGCUCGUGGUCUUGACCCCGAACGGAUCAUUGGAGCCACAGACUCCAGUGGAGAGCUGAUGUUCCUCAUGAAAUGGAAGAAUAGUGAUGAGGCUGACCUGGUGCCGGCCAAGGAGGCCAACAUUAAAUGUCCACAGGUGGUCAUCUCCUUCUACGAGGAGCGUCUGACAUGGCACUCCUACCCCACUGAGGAGGAAGAGAAGAAGGAUGAUAAGAACUAGUCACAGGUCCAGGAUGAAGGGGAAGGGGGUACAGAGGGUGGGGUGGAGGGUGUGGGACAGGGAAGCUGAUUUGUCUCAAAACCUUUCUGCAAACCCGGACUGUUAAAACUAAAGCAGAGGUUGACAGAUGGGUAGGGAUGAUAAGACUUGUCAAGGAGGUGGGUUGGGGGGGGGCAUGGGUAAAUAGAACUCCUAAGUCUCAAGAUCACUUUAUCAGGCCUCACUUUUGGGUCUCAUUAGCUAGAAUCAUGGGAUAAGUAGUUUUCAGUCCCUGAGCACUGAAUUGCUUCAAAAUCAUCAGCUCCUCUUACUG
Salmo salar (Atlantic salmon) is the source of this 2625-nucleotide messenger RNA. Its product is annotated as chromobox protein homolog 1. Gene Ontology annotation, cellular component: nucleus. The record is from RefSeq and is a predicted model, not a curated record. Lineage: Eukaryota; Metazoa; Chordata; Actinopteri; Salmoniformes; Salmonidae.